Sphaeramia orbicularis (orbiculate cardinalfish) is the source of this 5081-nucleotide messenger RNA. RefSeq names its product dispatched RND transporter family member 2 (gene disp2). Gene Ontology annotation, molecular function: transmembrane transporter activity. The record is from RefSeq and is a predicted model, not a curated record. Gene Ontology annotation, biological process: smoothened signaling pathway. Lineage: Eukaryota; Metazoa; Chordata; Actinopteri; Kurtiformes; Apogonidae. Gene Ontology annotation, cellular component: membrane.
CAAGCCCCGCACCUCUGUGAUCCUCGUGGACUCAGUUUGGACAGAUGGGGGGUGUUUAGUUAAUACAUUUCACCAUUCCAGAAAAUAUCCUAUGAGUGUUACUUUAUAAUUGUAGUUUUUAGAAUCAAAGCAGGAGGACAUGGAUGCCUGCUCGAUGAUAGGAGAAAGCACGGAUGCGAUUGUGAUGGAUGAAUCUCCUACAGAUGAAAGGGAAAUUCAGGAGGUUUGUCAAAGCGACAUCCCGGCGGUUUCCCUCUGCCCUCCUGACAGCCUGUGCACUGCCGAGGCCCAGUUGACAGUCAUCCAGUCUGAAGGGGAGCUACGUGACAGCUGCAGCAGCCUCGGCAGACCCUCCUCCUCCUGCCAACUUUAUCAUCAAGUCCCUCAGGGUCCUCAGUCUGGAGCCUAUGAUUCACCACUGCCCAGAAAAUGUCCCCAUUACAGCCAUCACAAACACAACACCUGCCACGACUGUCAUCCAACCUCCAAAGGUCCUCAUGCUGAAUGCUCUGCUGGAGGAGUGGUGGUCAAAGUGGGACAUAGCUGUAGUUCUGCCCAUCAGCCGUCAUGUCACGGUGCAGUGAGAUGCCACUGGCUUCACGGGUCAAAUGAAAGUGGGACACAGAAACGGGCCCAGCGGCAUGUGGUCACAGUAAGGGAUGGGGGACUGUACUGCAUCCUCAGAACUUAUUCUCAGGUGAUAGUGGAUUAUCCUUUAGCGGUGCUGGUGGGCUGUGCGGUCCUGCUCCUGGGAUGCUCUCUGGCCGGGCUCUUCAUCGGCCCCCUGCCUGACUUCUCCGACCCACUGCUGGGCUUCGAGCCACGGGGAACGUACAUUGGAGUUCGCCAGUCCAGCUUAUUCCAGCUUCAGGAGAACACUGGCCCAGGGAAAACUCUGUCUCUUGUGCCACAGCAGCUCAGUAAAAGUUUUGCUGGUGCUGUAAACAGAGACAACAGCGGUACACAGGACUUGUCCAGACAUCGCAUUAAGAGGAUGCUGGCCAGACACUCCUCCACAGACACCUUCCUUUGUGACGCUCCAGGAGCACGUCUGAGCCAGCUGGUGUUUCGUUCAGAAAACUCUGCCAGUCUCUGGAGCCUGAAGGCCAUCCACGCCAUGUGUGAGAUGGAGGAAUCCAGGAUCCGGUCCCAGGCCCAGUUCCAGGAUCUGUGCCAGCAGCCUGAUCGGGUGGAGGCUGACGAGAGGGCGCCAAGAAGUGGCUGCUGUCCUAGCUGGUCCCUGGGAAAUUACUUAGCCGUCCUCACUAAUGCCUCCUGCUGCCGCAGCCUCACUUCACAUCAGGUUUCUGAGUCUCUGAACCUACUCAGGAAAUGUGCUCCAUAUUAUCACGAGGGACAUCUAGUUGAAGCAUGUGCAGAACGACCCAAAUAUGGCAGCUGCUCUUCCGUCCCGUCUCGCUGCAAACAAUCCCGUGUGGUUUUCCAAAUCCUGCAUUUCCUGGUUGAUAAAGACUUCCUUGGCCCGCAGACUGUUGAAUACCAAAUCCCAACACUGAAAUACAGCCUUCUGUUCCUACCAGUGGACAAAGGAGAGCACAUGAUGGAGAUGUACAUGAACAGUCUCGAAGGGAGGGAUCUGACAUACAACAACACGACUAUUACCGGCAUGGACUUUGGUAUCAAGCAGACUUUAUUCAAAUAUUAUCUGGCAAGAGAUUCAGUUUACCCCGUCCUUGCUAUUGUUUCUCUUCUUUUCUCUAUGGCUCUUUAUCUUCAGUCUCCAUUCAUCGUAGCAUUGUCUGUAAUAGCGAUCGCAGGUUCCCUCCUUACCUCCUACUUCCUCUACAAAGUAGCUUUCCGCCUGACAUUUUUCCCCCUAGUUAAUCUCACUGCAGCUAUUAUUCUGCUGGGAAGCUGCUCCAAUCAGGUGUUCAUAUUUGCUGACUUCUGGAACCUGCAGCUCUCCCAGAAUCCCUCAGCUUCCCUGGAGAAGAGAGUAAACAGAAUUUUACAGGAAGUCGGUUAUUUAAUCUUAGCCGCAGGGUUAACUUCAAGCGCAGCAUUUUUCUCUGGUUAUCUCAGCAGCAUUACAGCAAUCAGAUGUUUUUCUGUUUACCUCGGAACUGCCUCUUUCAUCAGCUCCCUCUUGGCAUUAGUGUGGCUGCCGUGUUCUUUCAUUCUGCGUGAGCGUUACAUGGAGGCAUCUGUAGCAGUGCAAGGAUGGAAACCCUGCUGCUCCAAAAACACAGGUGGCUUCUGGGAGACGAGCUCUCGCAAGCGUUGUCUGUUCACUCUCGGGCAGAAGCUGAGAGAGUUAAAACGAGGUUUGACUGACACCUCAAACUUAUUAUUUCUGAAAAUCCUCCCUUGUGGAGUGGUCAAGUUUAGAUACAUCUGGGUGUGUUGGUUUGCGGUACUUGCUGCUGGGGGCACUUACAUGUCCUGCAUUGACCCAGGCAUGAAGCUGCCGACCUUAGACAGCAGGGUCACCCAGCUGUUCCGCUCCAGUCACCCGUUUGAGAGGUACGACGCCGAGUAUCGUCAUAUGUUUAUGUUUGAAAGACAGAGAAAUGGAGAGGACAUGCCUGUUACCUUGAUGCUCGUUUGGGGCAUCAAACCGAUCGAUAACGGGGAUCACUUUGACCCAAGGAGCAAUAGUUCUCUGGUUCUUGAUCCAGAUUUUAACAUGAGCAGUCCAGACUCUCAGGUUUGGUUGAGGGACCUGUGUGGACGAGUUCAGAACCAAACUUUUUAUUCUCCUUCAUCACCUGAGGAUAAAGAUGGAAUGACAGAUAAUAUCUGUCUGAUAGAGCAGCUAGUGCACUGGGUAUCAGUUCGACGCUGCUCAGAGAGUGAUGACGCCCUUGAUUUUUGCUGUAAUAAUAUCCCUUUCCCCUACCCUCCCAGUGUGUUUGAGAACUGCCUCAGUAUGAUGCUGGCAGAGCGGUAUACUGAGGGCCAUCUGGCCCACAGUGGAGGUUUGUACUUCCAGCCAGAUGGUAGGGUCGCUGGCCUUGUGUUAGCAUUCAAAACCACAUACCUCUACAGCUUCAACUUCAGUAGGACCAGUGUCUUCUACAGAGAAAUACUGACAUGGUUCAACAGAGAAAUAUCAGGAGCACCAAAAGGGCUGGAGAAUGGCUGGUUCAUCAGUCAGCUGUCUCUUUUUGACCUCCAACAGUCUUUAAGUUCAGAGACUCUGGUUGUAGCUGCCUUUUCAGUGGCGCUCACAUUUGCUUUACUCCUCCUAACCACGUGGAAUAUUCCACUGAGCACAUAUGGAACUGUGGCUGUUGGAGGCAGUGUGUUUGUCACCAUCGGCCUUCUGGUUCUUCUCGAGUGGCAGCUGAGUGGAAUUGAGGCUCUGUUUAUAUCAUCAGCUGCAGGUCUGUCUGUUGACUUUAUUGCCAACUACUGCAUAUCCUACAGCUUGGCUCCUCAUUCAGACAAAAUAGGAAAAGUAGCACAUGCCACAAAAAGGAUGGGAUGUCCAGUCGCAAUUGUUUCCGGGGCAUUUUUCUGCAUGGGAAUCAUCAUGUUGCCUGCCACCGCCUUACUGUUUAGAAAGCUAGGUAUUUUUCUUUUUUUGGUCAAAUGUGUGGCGUGUGGAUUUGCAACCUUCUUCUUCCAAUCCCUGUGCUGUUUUUUUGGACCUCAGAAAAACUGUGGAAAGAUCUCUUUACCGUGUUUUUCAGACCAGAGUGACGGUGUGCUGUCCUCUUGCUCAGCAGCAGACCCAGGUUCCUCAUCUGGCUCAGCUGCUAAUGGGGCUUUUGACAGAUCGAGAGUGAGAAGGAGUUAUGACAAAGAUGGAGGAGGCUAUCUCUACCCAAACCACCAACGUCAGCAGAGACAAAUACAGACUGGAGCAGGAGGAGGAGGAAGCGGGGGCCGGGGGCCUGAGCAGUACGAGCUGCAGCCGUUGGCCUAUCGGUUAAGUGACAGCUUUGAGAAUAGCACCUGCACCAGUAAGCUGUCCAACAGGCCUUCGGUACUUUCUGAUGAGAUCGAAUACUGUGGGAGAGAGGCUGGGAGGGACAGCAUGGACCAGGGCAGUGAGGAGAUGUGCAGUCAUAAGAUCUAUCCGCCACCUCCAGCCCUCCAGACAUCAUCUCCUUACAAAGAAAAUACCCUGCGGCCUAUAAGUAUAGCACAAGAAGACCUAGAUAAAGAUAAGCUGUUAUGUAAAACCUGCAGAGGUCAAUCUGAUGGGUUGCAGCACUGGAGCAAUACAUCCUUUUCCUCGUCUUCCAGUAUUGAGGAGACCAUCAUCAGCCACACACUGGAGACCAUUGACCAGUCGUCUUUCUGCAAAGAGGACCUAACCUCAGUGCAGAGACUAAAACACCACCAUCAGUCCCACAAAGCGAACCUCUCUUCUCAGUCUCAGAGCUCUUAUGAAGGUCUCGAGGACUCCAAUGAAACAUGCCUGACUGUCAUAGAAGCAGGGCCUUCCACCUCACAACAAUAUGAAGAAGAGGAAGCACAAUUACAACCAGGACACUUAAAUGGAAAACGGGAUACACUCCGUCUCUCACUAAAAGAAACUGUUUAUGAGACUUGUAAUAAGGGCCGAACAAGUCAAAGUGAAGAAGUGGUGAUUUUACCCAAUAGUAAGCCAGAUUUACCAGAUGUUUGGAUAAAGAGACACGGACAACGGGAUGAUACAUGUUGAAAAAAAGUUGGAGCGGUCUUUAAACACUGUGCAUUAUUUGCUCCAACUUCCUGAUGAGCAAUCACUGUACUUAAACACACAAAAGGAGCUGUAUUCCUUUGGUAAACUAGGGGAAUAGAAGGGAAAUACAAGCCAACUGCAAAUGUAACAUGUGACAGCAUGUUUGUCUAUUGUUGCUGCUAAACUUGUUCUUUUAUACAGGAAUUAAAUGAAAGCAUGGAGUGUUUAGCGUAAUGUUAAAUCAAGACAUGUCCAUCUUAGGAUUUGCAGAAAGCCAGUGAACAUUUAAGCCACAACUUUGCAUUAAUAUCACAGUUAACAUAACCUACACUUAGGGCUGGGCGAUACGGAAAAAAAAUCAUAUCACGAUAAUUUUUUUCGUAUCAGAUGAUAUCGAUAUGUAUCACGAUAUAAAUCAAAUCACUGUUUUUGACAAGCUUAAAAU